Molecule: messenger RNA, 1604 nt
Organism: Syngnathoides biaculeatus (alligator pipefish)
Lineage: Eukaryota; Metazoa; Chordata; Actinopteri; Syngnathiformes; Syngnathidae
Product: monocyte to macrophage differentiation factor 2-like
Exons: 7
Coding region: 216-923 (235 amino acids)
Cellular component (GO): membrane
Molecular function (GO): pore-forming activity
Source: RefSeq, a predicted model, not a curated record
AUGAUUGUAAUAAGUGGGAUGCUCCUGGUGAGACGGUGACGCGCCUCGUGACGUCACCAGAGUCCCCCCUCUUCCCAACCCACCCCCAAUCCAUCAGCCUCCUCCUCUUCCUCUUGCAUCCAGCAGCAUCGCGAAGCUCUCGGGCCGGCAGGAGUGCACCGAAGGCGGCCGCCGUCGUGUCCGUGCUGUCAACUGUUGAUUACUGGCCGACGUCAAUGACUCUUGGAAGGUUUAUGAACAAGCGUGUUCCUUCCAACAAAAGAUAUCAGCCCACAGACUACGAGCACGCAGCCAACUGCGCCACACAUGCGUUAUGGAUCAUCCCGAGCCUGUUGGGCAGCUCGCUGCUGCACUUCCAGUCGGAGGACCAAUGGGAGCGCGUGUCGGCCUGGGUCUACGGGGCCGGCCUCAGCUCGCUCUUCACGGUCUCCACACUCUUCCACACUGUGGCCUGGAAGAAGAGCCACUUACGGGACGUGGAGCACUGCUUCCACAUGUGUGACAGGAUGGUGAUCUACUUCUUCAUUGCGGCCUCUUACGCGCCUUGGCUCAACCUGAGGGAGCUCGGACCCUGGGCAAGCCACAUGCGCUGGCUGGUGUGGGUCAUGGCGCUGUCGGGGACCACCUACGUCUUCUUCUUCCACGAGAGGUACAAGAUCAUGGAGCUAAUCUGCUACACCGUGAUGGGCCUCUUCCCCGCCUUGGUCAUCCUCUCCAUGCCGGAGCAGGCGGGCUUGUGCGAGCUGCUGCUGGGCGGCGCUUUCUACUGCCUGGGCAUGGUGUUCUUCAAGAGUGACGGCAUCGUGCCCUUCGCCCACGCCAUCUGGCACCUCUUUGUGGCCACCGGUGCCGCCGUGCACUACUACGCCAUCUGGAAGUACCUCUACGCGAUGCCCGCCAACCCGGUCCGAACCUCCAGAUGACAGCGCCGGUGAGGCAGACCCUCCCCCGUCCCCAACCUCACUACAAAACAUUCCGGUCCAUUCCCAAGUCACUGUGGUUUGUCCUCUGGGAGAAGCCGCACGUCACAUUCAGUGGCUUUCGUGUCGAUUGUUUACAAUGUGCUGGAGUCGCAGGCGCUUCUCAACUGGUUGCACCAUGAAUUUAUUUUGGGUGUCUGUGUGGAUUAUUUCCAGCGGUUCUUUGUUUUUUUUUUUGUUUUUCUAUUGCGCAAUCUGGCCAGUAUUCAUGCUGGACUUGAGAGGAGCGACAGUAAUUUUAUGAAACCUCUACACAGUAAUGUGUGACCGAAUUUAUUAUUUCUUUUACUAUGUGGAUUAUUUGCAGUGCUAUUGUGCAAGGUGGCCAAUAUUCAUAUAUAAAGCAAAUGAUUGCGGCUAUAAUGCAGGUGAGAAACAUUUUCGCGUGACCAAUCAUGCUGCGGUUCACAAAUGCAUUGCAUAACAGUAAUUCUAUGACACGACGCAACAAUGAUGUUCCUGGGUUAACCCUAACCCUAUAUUACUUCUCUCUAAUUCUUUCUAAUUAUUCACUUUGUUUCUAAUGUGCAAAGUCAUACGAUUUUGCCAUUUUUUUUUUGACUCUGGAUUAUUUCACGUCACUCACUUCAUUUCUAUUGUGAAGAACAAAUCUGGCGAAGAACA